This is a messenger RNA of Prorocentrum cordatum, 2124 nucleotides long. The record is from the annotation of a GenBank genome assembly. Lineage: Eukaryota; Dinophyceae; Prorocentrales; Prorocentraceae.
AGCUCAAGGUCCCGCCCGUGAGCGUUCCGAGGUUCGCAUGUGCUGAAUUGGCGCCGGAGCCCAUCCGUGGCGCGUGGAGCGCGCCGGGGGCGGCGCCAAAGGCACCGCCAGGGAGGUGUUUGUGCCGCAGCCGCAGUUCUCUCUGGAGGAGGAGCACACAGGGGCAGCAGGAGGUUCAUGACACUGGCCGCGAAGCUGGCCAACUCCAAGCACCAGGAUUACCACUCCAUUAUCGGGUCGGACGGCCAUGGCUCGGAGGUGUCUGGGAAAAGCUCGGGUACUAAUGCACAGGGGAAUUCCGUAUUGGUCACUGCUGGAGUCAUCAUCGGCGAUACUUUGGGCGCUGGGCUGUUGACCAUGCCAGGCGCACUGUCCAUGUUCGGAUGGCUUGCCGGUAGCAUGUUCAUCGUGGGCAUGCUGGCACUGAACUUGCACAUUUGCAUGCUGCUGUGGCGGAUGCGCAUGGCAUUCCCGCAGGCGCACACCUUCGGGGAGCUCGCUGAGGCUAGUUUCAGCAGAGCCCCCAGGUGGCAGCGGUCGCUGAUGCGCCAGGUCACAGACUACCUGCAGCACAUAUUUGUUUUCUUCCUGCUCUCCGCUGACGCCACCAGCUUUGGAAAGGGCCUUGGCCUGCUCUUCUACGAUGUGCACAUCUGCCUCCCCGUCUGGGUACUGAUCGGCUCCGCCAUCCUGCUACCCAUCCACGCGCGCACGCGGUCACUCGGAGGCAACAAGUUGUCGAUAUCGUUGAAUUGCGUCGCCGUGAUAUGCUGCGUUGGGCUCUGCCUCCGCCACUUCGCCCACCAGGGUGUGCUUGCCAGCAGGGGGGCCGACGCCGAGUUCGCGGCUGUGACGUCCAUGAGUGCGCUGGGCGUCCUGAACGGCCUGAACAUAAUGAUGUUCAACUUCACGAUCCAGUUCAUGGUCGUGGAGAUAGCCUCGGAGAUGGAGAAGCCGCAGGAGUUCCCCCGGGCGCUGUGGGGGUACGCGUUCCCCUUCCUGGCCGCGCUCUUCACGCUGUGCGGCGUGGGCGGCUACUACUACCUCGGGAACAAGGCGCACGGGCUCCUGAUCGGCCACAUGCCGUUCGGGGUGCCGCUGAGGUGCACGGCCGCUUGCCUCGUGUUCCUCGUGCUCGUCGCGUACCUGCUCAAGAGUGUGGUGCUGUGCAGGACUAUCCACGCGCACUGCGAUCCCAAACACGCUGGGUGCGUCAGUGCGCGCUCGGAGGCCGGCUACACCUUCACCAUAGUGCUCGUAUUGGGCGCAGCUUUCCUGGUGUCGCAGGUGGUGCCCUUCUUCACCCCGUUCAUUGACCUCAUCGGCGCCACGCUUGCGCCUCUGUGCUGCAUCGUGAUCCCGCUUGUCAUGUAUGCCCAGUGGCGCAGCGCGUUUGGCAGCAGCCGGGAAAUAGGAGCUUUGGAUGCAUCCGAGUGGGUGCUCAUUCUGCUGGAGGUGGCCAUUUGUGUCCUGGUCAUGACGCUCGGCACAUACGACUCCCUCCUCACGAUCGUCCGAGGAUGGGAGGAGUUCGGGUCGCCGUUCUCCUGCCACUGCGAGCUCCUCUGGAACACCUGCGGGUGCUCGGCCUCGAAGCCGGGGAUGCCCGGCUGCGGCCCGCGCUCUGGGUGGCUGGACCAGGCCGUGUCACUGUACGCCGACUCCCUGGGCCUCGCGGGCGGUCUGGAGUCCAUCCGCCAGGGCGCGGGGACGUAUCUGUGGUGGUACUGAGGGCGGCCACAGCGCGGCGCGCGGGCGCGCGCCCGCGCCUCACGCUUCUCCACGUCCUCGACCCCCCCGCAUCGCGUUCUUCAUCCCCCUCCUCCUGCUCCUAUUCCUCGUCCUCGUCCUCUAUACUGUUCCUGGAGGUUGUCCUGCCUCGAUUAGCGUUCUGGCAGCCCCACCCCACGCGAGCUCGAUGCAGCAUAUAGUGGUAGGCGGCGCGGCUGAGUUAGUAACACCUCUAGCGCAUUGGUGCGGUGCACUGUGCAGUCUCAGUGUUCUUAUCAGGCCACUCGGGCAGUGGCCAGGGCGGGCCAAUCUUUGCAACGGCUCAGCAGAAUAUGUUCAGGGGGAAAAGAAACACACAGACACAAUUAAUCGUCGACUCCCAGGAAAAUAUGC